UGUUGAGAAAGGUAAAGUACUUCUUGACUCCUUUCACCAUAAAAUAAUAUAAAUUAUUUCACAAUUGACGUGAUUUUUGCGCUCUUCAAUGUCUGUAUAAUAUGGUUUCAAUCAAAUCAAUUUGUUACAAAAAUAAAAAGUAGCAAAUGUAUUUUCUCCCUGCAUUUAAGUAAAUCAUUUAGGCUAAACAUGUCAUCACUUUUGUUUCCAGUGAACGUCGUGGCAAUGCUUCAUCAGUUUUGGGAACAGAAGCAGGUAAAGGAAGCCUCCCUCCACCCGGAGAAUUUAGUCGUUUACGAGUCGUCCACCUCUCCGGUCCCACCUUUCAUCUGCUACGUCACAUUACCAGGCGGGAGCUGUUUCGGUAAUUUCCAGAACUGUUACACCAAGGCAGAGGCCAGGCGUGAUGCUGCCCGAAUUGCCCUGAUGAACUCCAUGUUCAAUGAGUUGCCCUCACGCAGGAUCACCCCAGACUUCAUCAAAAGAAGCCUUGAGGAGACUGUGGCUACUACAAAUGGGUGUAUUGAAGAGGCCUCAGAUCCCAGCACAAGUAUUGGAGCAUACUGUCUCAUGCUUGAAUCAAACGCUGGCAAAACAAUGCUGGAAUUUCAGGAGAUCAUGACGAUGUUUCAACUUUUGCACUGGAAUGGGUCACUAAAAGCGUUUCGAGAGAGGAAAUGUAGCCGCCAGAACGUCAUUAACUAUUACUCGCAGCACCGGCUUGAUGAGUGCACACGGAGCCACAUGGUGCUGGACUGGAUGGUGCGGGAGCAGCAGACGCCUGGCCUGGUGUCCCAGCAGCUCCAGGUGGCCCUGCACGAGCUGGAGCAGGCCAGGCGCUCGGGCCGCGAGCUGCGCUUCUACAAGGAGAAGAAAGAGAUCCUGAAUAUUGCUCUAAGUCAGGCUUAUAGCGAGCAGCUGGAGUUCAGCCCAAAUGGGGACCGGUGGUCUCACGUAGAGCCAAACCCAGAUUCUUUCAGACAUAACAGACAGCCGAGCCCGGAGAGCAGCCUGACAGACCAAACUGAAAGCUAUGAAUUCUACUCCCAAGAAAAUAUAAACGAUAGAGAAUCUCUCGGUUGAUCUUCGUAUCAUAUGGAUUAGAAGGCGACUCAUCUCUGGCCAGGAUUAACAUUGAUGUGUUUUUCAGAGGUUGUGGGAGCAGUUAGGAACCUGCUUAAUGAUGUAUCAAUUAUAAUGUGAAAUGAUGGACAGUGGCUCUCCCACCCUCUAGAACUUGGGAUCAGCCGAGUUGAAAUUGUGAGUGUGGUGGCUGUGUGCUAAUGUUAAAAGUAGGCCCUACUGAUAGAGAGAGUAGGCUAUUCGCCCUAUGCCCAUAGACCGAUACUUUCUCUGUUGUUGAUUCACACACAGAUUCCAUCAAUGAGAUCUUACAGGUGCCAAAGUGACACCAAAUGGGCUUAGGCUUCGGGACACUUUUGUAGUAAAAACGCCGUCUUGCUUCGAUAAAAAAAAAGGGAAGACAUAAAAUGUGUUUAUAAUGUAAAUAAAUGUUUCUACUGAUGAUUUGUCUCAGUGCUUAUUUUGUGAUCGCUCUCCACGCACAUUCUCUCAAAUCUAUGGCUGUACACUUUUCACCAAUUUUCACGCCAUAGGACCGUAGGCAUAA
Messenger RNA from Clupea harengus (Atlantic herring), 1630 nucleotides. It is a transcript of the gene lix1, whose product is annotated as limb and CNS expressed 1. Gene Ontology annotation, biological process: autophagosome maturation. The record is from RefSeq and is a predicted model, not a curated record. Gene Ontology annotation, cellular component: cytoplasm. NCBI's taxonomy places the organism in Eukaryota, Metazoa, Chordata, Actinopteri, Clupeiformes, Clupeidae.